Molecule: messenger RNA, 2307 nt
Organism: Thecamonas trahens ATCC 50062
Lineage: Eukaryota; Apusomonadida; Apusomonadidae
Product: thiamine biosynthesis lipoprotein
Exons: 1
Coding region: 1-2307 (768 amino acids)
Biological process (GO): protein flavinylation
Molecular function (GO): transferase activity
Source: RefSeq, a predicted model, not a curated record
AUGGCCCUCGCCUACCACGUUGUCGCCCUUCCGCCAGGCAUCGGGCCCGAUGCCCACGCCGCGGCAUCAUCCGCCGUUGCCGAAGCCAUUGACACCUCCUUUGACGCUAUCCACGCCGUCCUCGAUCCGUUCAACCCAGACUCAGAGAUCGUCGCCCUCAACGCCUUCCUCGCUGUCGAUGCCGAGAGCAUCGAUGGCGCCGACAACGCUGAUGGCACCAAUGGAGCUGCUACGGGCGAGAAGCAAGCACCGAGCCCAUCAUUCUCGCUCUCACCGCUGAUGCAGAGGGCGCUGGCGCUGGCGGGCGAGGCGCACGCUCUGACUCUCGGUGCGUACGACGCCACGGCCAAGCCACUGUACGAUGCCUGGCGCUCCGCGCUCGCUGCAGACUCGCUGCUCUCGCCAGCGAGGCAGAAAGAUGUCAUGAACGUCGUUGGUUGGCAUCUGGUCGAAGUCGACGACGGGAAGAUCGUGCGCGACCGCAUCCCGCCCGGCGUCCAGAUCGACUUGCUCGGCCUCGCCAAGGGUCUCGCCAUUGACCUCAUUGCAGAUGCUCUGCUCGACGUGGGUUUUGAGGCGUUUAUGGUCGAGUGGGGCGGCGAUAUGGUCGUUGCGGGCGGGCCGCCGGCUGCGCCUCCGUCGUCUGCGCUGGGCGGACGACGGGCCGGGCCGCAGACACACACCGGGGUAGGGUGGGGAUGGGACGUAGCGGUUGCGACACCACCACCUGUUUCUACGCUGUUUGCAGCAUGGACUGCCGGAGAGCCGCUGGCAGAUCUCGCUGGCUCAGCUGGUACGCUCGCCACGCUCAAGAUCACGCCGCCACCAGGCGUCCGCUACGUCUCAGUUGUUACGUCGGGCGACUACACCGAGCUGUUCAAGUUUGGGCACACCCACUUUGUGGACCCGCACUCGGGCGCGCUGCUUAAGCUUGGGGCUGGCAUGCCCGCGUCGGUCACGAUUGUGACCUCGGCAGCCUGCGCACUUGCCGAUGCGCUCGCCACUGCUGCCGUCGUCAUCGGCGCCCGAUCCGGGCCCGACGGCAUCGCGGCCUGGCUGGACCUGCUUCCGUCGCGGCUCGAGUCGCCAGGUCACCUCGCCUACGGUCUGUGGUGGCGGCCGGGGCCCGACUGUGACACGACCUGGCUCUCGACCCUCGAAUCGUCGCUGCUGUGUGCUCGCAGAGGCAGUGACGGCAGCGCUGCCAUGCCUGCACCAAUCCGCCGGCUCCUUCGCUGCCUGCCUCGUGGUAUGUGGGAGCUGCGACUUGGCCCUGAGCUGGAAGCGUUGACGGCGACGUCUGUCAUCACCUUGCCAACUGCUAUCACCUUUGCUCUCGAAGCCUCCGCCGCCACGUCCCUGCCGCUGGGCACUGAGCUUAGCCAGGCGCACGCGGCGGAGCUUGCCCUCCCGGCCGGCGUGGCGAGCAUCCUCUUCACCGGCACCUUUUCUGCUGUGCGAUGCGUGGCUGGACGCAAGGAGGCACCGACGGGAGUUACGCCGCUAGUGGCUACGGGCUUGUCUGUUUAUGCUGUCGGCGACCACGUGCUCGUUGUCGGUUUCAUUGAUGGUGCCGUCCCGGGCGAUGUUGCCGGUGGCCUGCCUACGCUCUAUGCCAACCGCGAGGUUACUCUUGCCUCACAUCCGGUCGUCAAAGCGUUUGGAAAGAACGCUCCGAUCGCGGUGCUGGAUCCCGGGCCGGAUGAUCCCAGCCUCUUGCUCGACGCGCUGUGCGCCUUCCCAGCAGCGUUGAUGGUGCGCAAGACGAUGGUGGACAAGCGAAUCGACUAUGACUGGUUUGCCGUCCGCUUUGUCGAGCUCUCACUGGAGCCUGCCCUUGUUGCGGUGACUCUGCCUGGGGCGGUGCCGGCUGGCGCUGCGCUCACGCUCAAUCUUCUUUCCAUGCGGCAGAAGCAGCUGCUUGGGACGCUGCGGCCGAGCGAAGAGCACCAGUAUGAGGCCAAGGCAUCGGCUGCCUUUCGUCGCCUUCAGACGGCGACCUUCCGCGAAGCUGAUGUUGAGUACGCCGCAAUCCGGUCGUCGACUGCAGUCGUCCUUUGCACAGCGACCGAGACAGCCAUCAGGGUUUCGUCUGGCACCUCCCUUGUCGUCUGCCGCGUCCACGGCCUCUUGGAGCGCUCCCCGUGGCGUCCGGCCGCUGCCGCCGUCUUUGCCAAUGGCAUUGUCGCCUCCGUGGCCUCGACCCAAGCUGCACCGUCCGCCCCGACCACGCCACAACCGCAACCAUCAUCGGCAUCGAUCGAUCCACCGCCCGAAGUUGCCGACCUCCUCGCCGCGUUCUCAUAA